Molecule: messenger RNA, 1113 nt
Organism: Pieris rapae (cabbage white)
Lineage: Eukaryota; Metazoa; Arthropoda; Insecta; Lepidoptera; Pieridae
Gene: zen
Product: homeobox protein Hox-A3-like
Exons: 3
Coding region: 86-1015 (309 amino acids)
Biological process (GO): regulation of transcription by RNA polymerase II
Cellular component (GO): nucleus
Molecular function (GO): RNA polymerase II cis-regulatory region sequence-specific DNA binding; DNA-binding transcription factor activity, RNA polymerase II-specific
Source: RefSeq, a predicted model, not a curated record
UUUCAUAAAGAAUUCCACAUGGUGUGAUAAAGCUUUACUAAAUAACUCUGGAAUUAGUGUGGCCUCUUCUUUAACAAACGAAAAUAUGUCUUCUGACCCAUAUCAAAAAGGAUUCACGAAGAGAGCUAGAACUGCUUAUACAAGUUCACAGUUAGUAGAACUUGAGAACGAAUUUCAUCAAAACCGCUACCUGUGUCGCCCUCGUCGCAUCGAACUGGCAAAUUACUUACAUCUAUCUGAGCGUCAGAUUAAGAUAUGGUUUCAGAAUCGACGGAUGAAGUAUAAAAAAGAUAAUAAACAUAACAAGCCAUCAUCAUCAGUCGAUGACAGCAGUCCGUCUACAAGCUCCAAAGAAAUGUCACCAAGCCAUCAGGACCAUAAAUUAAGUCACGGAAGAAGCUGCGGAGGACAUGAUAGACAUAGAAGAUUAAUAACAGACGGUCAUACAAGCCAUAAAAUAUACCUCACCGCAAAUGAUACCGUUAUGCGUCCGCCAGAAUAUCCCCAGAUUAAUUCCCUUAAAUCAAUAAUUAAAACUACUCAAAACGCAAUGGACUUGCCGUCCUACACGCCUAACCUUACUUACUCAACGUAUUACGCAGCAGGUACUUCAAGCGGCAGGGCCUCUUACUCACCAGUAUCAGAGGUUUAUCGGUACAAUGCCGAUGAAUCAUUGCAACCGAAUUCUAGUGCGCUAUCUACGCUGACAUCGGACAGCUAUGUACCCAACGGUAUAAGUAUUAAGUUGGGAGAUGAAAUGUCCCGCUACCCUACAAGUGCCGCAUCGUACUAUAAUUCACUAUCGGCAACAAUGCUGCCGUCUACGUCAGAUAUUUACGCUUAUUCUACAGGCAUUCCAUCAAUAUCUACGCACUCAUAUGAAGAAAACCUUCAAAACAGACCAAAUAUUUCUUUAAACCAAGACGCGUACUUUUCAUAUCUUCCAACAACAGAUAGUUCUAGUCAGAACACGUCUGCCGCAUCGAAGUUUUCGUCUUCAUACAUAUCGUUGUAAUUUAUGGAAUAGCAAGAAUUGUAUCGUACUUUUAAACCAAAAAGAUAUGAGAAUAAAUAUAUGUAAAAUAUUUUUUUUAUUUCCACUUAAUACUUUAU